AUGAAUACCACGGACGUUCGGAGAAAAAGAAACGUAGGUAGGCAAAAAGAGGGUGGCCAACCAAGAGGGCGAGGUCCUCCUUGGCAGCAUCGGAUACAAGCGAGUGACCUGCGGCUCUCGGCCAGGAACGGACAAGAGGACCAAGUCGAGGGUCCACGGCGUCGAGACGGAUUGCGGACAACUACCUAG
Colletotrichum orchidophilum is the source of this 189-nucleotide messenger RNA. RefSeq lists its product as uncharacterized. NCBI's taxonomy places the organism in Eukaryota, Fungi, Ascomycota, Sordariomycetes, Glomerellales, Glomerellaceae. The record is from RefSeq and is a predicted model, not a curated record. Bases 1 to 189 code for a protein of 62 amino acids. The transcript has a single exon.